AUGUCCACCCCCAUCGGCGUAGCCAUUAUCGGCAGCGGUAUCUUCGCCAAAGAAGAACACCUGCCCAUCCUAUCCACCUCCCCCCUCUUCACCCUCAAAGCCAUCUACUCCCGGAGCCUCAAAUCCGCAGAGUCCCUCAUCUCAGGGAACAAGGGAGAUGAUGUCGUGAUGAAGAACGUGGAAUUAUAUUCCGAGGAUUCCGAAGCAGGUAGACGGUUUCAGGAUCUCCUCGACAGGGAGGAUGUGCGGGCUGUUGUUAUUGCUCUCCCCAUCCCCGCCCAACCAAGCUACAUCCGCGCAGCUCUACAAGCGGGCAAGCACGUCCUAAGCGAGAAGCCCAUCGCGGGAGAUCUUAACACCGCCCGGGCUCUCCUCUCAGAGUACCAGGCUCUCGCGACGAAGCCGCUCUGGGGCGUAGCGGAGAACUGGCGCUUCUUGGGGAAGUUCACCCGGGUAGCUGAGGAAGUUCGGAAGUUGGGGAGUGUGAGGGCUUUUAGGGUUGGUGUGAGGACGUUGAUUGGGGAGGGGUCGAAGUAUCAUCAAACCGAAUGGCGUCGCAAACCCACAUACAAGGGCGGUUUUGUCCUCGAUGGAGGGGUCCACGCCAUUGCUGGAUUGAGACUCAUUCUUGGUAAAGAGGACGCUAUGGCGGCUGUGUCGGCUAUGAUGGGAUUGCAGAGGGAGCAUCUGGCGCCGGUGGAUACGCUCGAUGCGGUGGUCAAGACUAAGUCUGGGGCGAAUGGGGUGGUGUCGUUGUCGUAUGGGGCUGCUGUGAAUGAGACGGUCUUUGAGUUUAGUUGUGAGCGGGGUGUGGUCAAGUUGGAUCGGGAUACGGUGACGGUUAGUGGUGGGGAGUCGUUUGAGGUGCCGUAUGAGGGACGCGGGGUGAAUUAUGAGGUGGCUGCGUUUGGGGAGUCGAUAUUGAAGGGACAGUUGGAGGAGAGGCUGCGGCCGGAGGAGGCUUUGGCUGAUUUGGAGGUUAUGGAGGGAAUGUUUGUGAGUGAGGGUGGGAAGGUGCUGUUGGAUUUGCAGUGA
This is a messenger RNA of Aspergillus tubingensis, 1035 nucleotides long. Its product is annotated as Gfo/Idh/MocA family protein. The record is from RefSeq and is a predicted model, not a curated record. The coding region runs from base 1 to 1035 and encodes 344 amino acids. Lineage: Eukaryota; Fungi; Ascomycota; Eurotiomycetes; Eurotiales; Aspergillaceae. Gene Ontology annotation, cellular component: cytoplasm. Gene Ontology annotation, biological process: NADPH regeneration. The transcript has 5 exons. Gene Ontology annotation, molecular function: nucleotide binding; oxidoreductase activity.